This is a messenger RNA of Strongylocentrotus purpuratus (purple sea urchin), 1071 nucleotides long. RefSeq lists its product as uncharacterized. The coding region runs from base 1 to 1044 and encodes 347 amino acids. The record is from RefSeq and is a predicted model, not a curated record. The transcript is spliced from 5 exons. Lineage: Eukaryota; Metazoa; Echinodermata; Echinoidea; Camarodonta; Strongylocentrotidae. Gene Ontology annotation, molecular function: protein binding.
AUGGUUGGGCGCAAGAGGAACCGAACAAUGAUGCAGAUCCUGGAGAUGAAAAUUGUGCUUGCCUAUUAUAAUUUCCAUCUCACGACCCCUCGAACUAAUCCCGGUUUCGCUAAUGUCUACUGCGCUGUCGACGUCGAAAUCGAAGGAGAAACGCUGUCUCCUGAUAACGUCACGAUAUCCAUUGGUCAAAAUCUCUCCUCGUCGAAACCGAUUUCCUUCUCAUCAACGAAUCUUGACGGUGAAUUCCGUAAUAAUAGUUUCCUUCUUGACAAUGUGAACGAAGAUGACCGAAUCUUCUGCUACGCAGGUGAACUGCCGGACAAAGAUGGAUCAUUUUCACUGGCUACUUUUUCUCCUGUCUUAGAUUUUUACGCUUUACCAGAGCUACCAUCCGGCCCAACUGUCGGAGAGAUCAGCACGUCAUCAUCAGUCACUGUCUCCUGGAGCUCUUGGAUACCUUUUCUGGACUCCGGCGACGGACCAGUUGUUGGUUACCUUAUCUAUCAGCAAACUAAGGAAGAGGAAUGGACAGUGGUUGGUAGCAUCGACUCGAGUGCGGGAGAGGGCGAUCUUCAACGAAUAAUGGAAUUUGUAUUGACUGAGUUGGAACUAGGAACAGAAUACAAUGUUAGUGUAUCUGCCGUCCGAGAAGGUCUCGGCGGAGAAGGACCAAGAAGUCCACUUGUGACUGUUACGACUCCUACCCUCGAGAGUCGGCACCUAAAGGAAAAUACUGCUGUGUGGAUGAUGGUUUUAUUGGUGAUAUCAUUCUUGGGAAACAUCAUACUUGCUAUUGCCAUGGUGAUUUUAUGCAAGCGGAAGCAGAAGAAGGAGGACAUGACUCGUGUACGUGUUGACCCAGGAGGAGCAGGCGAUCCACAGAACCAUGAUUACGAGCUGCCUCAACCGAGUGCAGUCAGGCAACAUGCCUACCAGGGCUUCAGAGGAAUGGGGAUCAGCAACAUCCAAGAAGGGGUUUACUCUGACAUCGAUGAUCCAGAGAAAUUGGAAUACGUAGAUAUGUCAUCUGGAGUUCGAAAGUAGUUAUUCAGUUUGCACGUGAGGCGUCAU